Trichomycterus rosablanca is the source of this 2662-nucleotide messenger RNA. RefSeq names its product alanine aminotransferase 2-like. Bases 1 to 1332 code for a protein of 443 amino acids. Gene Ontology annotation, biological process: biosynthetic process. The transcript is spliced from 11 exons. NCBI's taxonomy places the organism in Eukaryota, Metazoa, Chordata, Actinopteri, Siluriformes, Trichomycteridae. The record is from RefSeq and is a predicted model, not a curated record. Gene Ontology annotation, molecular function: L-alanine:2-oxoglutarate transaminase activity; pyridoxal phosphate binding.
AUGAAGGGUUUGAAGAAGCACUAUAAAGAAGUCAUUAAUGUUUCAUCUGGUGAUUCACACAUGAAUGGAAUAAAACCCAUCACCUUUGCUCGCCAGGUCCUGGCUGCUUCCUUCUACCCGCCCCUCUUGAAUGAUGAGAGUUUACCUGUGGAUGCAAGAGAGAGGGCACAGAUGCUUCUGGAAGAAUGUGACGGAGGAAGCAUUGGAUCUUACACUUCUGAAUGUGGAAUAAGAAAAAUCAAGCGCUCUGUGUCAGAAUUUAUCACCAGACGAGAUGGUGUCACUUCUGACCCUGACAACAUAAUCAUCACAAACGGGAGCCAGAAAGCCCUAAUAAUGUUACUGAAGGUCUUGGUUGGCGGUGAGGGACCUCUGCAGACCGGCGUCCUCACUCCUGUGCCCUGUUAUAACAGCUUUAACAUGGCACUGGCUGCUCAAGGGGGGGUUGUGGUGCCCUACUACCUGUUUGAGGAGCAGGAAUGGGCACUUCAGAUAAAUGAGCUACGCCGAGCUGUAAGCACCGCCAGGGUAUACUGCAACCCCAAAGCACUGUACGUUAUCAAUGCAGGGAAUCCUACAGGUCAUGUACAAAGUAAGGACUCAAUAAAGGAAGUGAUUCAGUUUGCUGCAGAGGAAAAACUCUUCUUGAUGGCGGAUGAGGUGUAUCAGAGUAACAUCUAUGGAACAGGACAGGAGUUUCAUUCCUAUAAGAAGGUGCUUUCUGAGAUGGGUGCUCCGUACUCCAGCACUGUGGAGCUGGCUUCCUUCCACUCCAUAUCCAAGGGAGUCUUCGGAGAAUGUGGUCUCCGUGGCGGCUAUUUUGAGCUGGUGAACCUUGACCCUACAGUGAUGCGACAUUUGUGUCAAAUAUUUACCACAUCUGCAUGUCCAUCAGUGCCAGGACAAAUUGCCCUGGAUGUGAUGGUUGACCCUCCUCGACCCACACAGCCUUCAUAUCCACUCUACAUUCAGGAGGUUCAGUCUAUUCACAGGACAAUCAUGAACAAUAUACAGACGACUAUGGAGGUGCUCAACGCUCUGCCUGGAAUCAGCUGUCAACCGGUGAACGGAGGGAUGUUUGCUUUCCCACGCCUGCAUUUAUCAAAAGCUGCAAUAACACACGCCCAGGAGAAAGAUCUGGAGCCCGACAUGCUGUACUGCCUACGUUUGUUAGAAGAUGAAGGACUUUGUGUGGUUGCAGGCUGCGAAUUCGGACAGAAAGAGGAAACUUAUCACAUCAGGAUCAGUCUGGCUGUUCAGGAGGAGAUCAUGAAGGACGUGCUGCAAAGACUGAAGAGAUUCCAUCUCCGCUUCAUGAAAGAAUUCCCUUAAGCUCUACAGGGAUAAAACAUGAGGUUUUGGGGUAUUUGGUUAACCCUCAUGUUCUGGUGGGAUGGUUCAUGGUUUUAUUGUUUGAAUCGAUGCCACAAUAUCAAAAUUGUUUAAUUUUUUCACCCAAGUCAGUCGUGGUGAGCUGGAGCUUAUCUCUCUCUCAUCAGCCACCCCGAACCCUGAUUGAAGAGGGCCGUGGCCGUCAUGCACCACGAGCCACCAAUUACUUCCUUUCACCUCUACCUCUCCAUGUGGAGAGCCACGCACUGCCAUCUGUAAUCAGCCGCCCCCUGUGCAGGCGCCUCGACCGGCCAGCGCUUGCCCCAGUGACCUGGAUCCCUGUUUCGGUCACGGUCUGUGUAGACACCCGGCUGGCUGAGCAUGUUUGGGAGCUUAAGUGUGUUUUAUCCCCGUGCCACCCCAAUUUGUCUUUUUUAUGACAUAGUGGGAAAACAACCUAGCGUCAACAUUAAGUGGGUAUUGUAGCUUUACACUCGAUUGUUUCCUCAAUUUAAAAAAAUGCUUUACUUCACAGCAAACUUUUAAACCCUGGGUCAAGCCAAAAAAAAAUAGGUUGCAGAGAAAAAUAAUAAUAAUUUAAUAAACUUGUACACUAAUGCCCCCUUGUAGAGACUGUAUGUUACAGCUUGUAUAGAGAGAGUACGAUUCAUUGUGUUGCCUGGGUCUCGUAAAAAGUCAUGGACAAGCCGCUCAGGUGACGCAGUGGUAAAACACACUAGCACACCAGAGCUGGGGUUUCGAUUACAUCGUAUCGAAUCUCAGCUCUGCCAUCCGGCUGGGCGGCUGCAUGAACAACAACUGGCUGUUGUUCAUAGGGUAGGGUAAGCCGAGUAGGGACUCCUCAUAACUGCUCGAAUUACGACCUCUGCUGGCUGGUUGAUGGCGUCUGCACAGAGUAGAGGAAUAAUGCUGAAUAAUGCUGAUCAGGGUGUGGCUCUCCAUGCACAAAGCUGAUAGGCGUACAAACUCGCCUCAUGCAGGUGAAAAGAUGCAGUCGACUACUGCACACGUGUCGGAGGGGGCGUGUGACAUUCUCGCUCUCCUCAGUUGGGGCGGGGGUCAGCUCCAGUGGAGAGGAAGCACAAUGCAAAUUGGGUAAAAAUUGGAUGUAAAAAAUGGUUACAGCUCACAGCUAAUAAAUCAUUUCAUGUGUCAAUAAAAAAAAAUCAAAAACAAUGUGGUGGUAUUGAUCUUCAGUGGUAAGAAACUAUUAUUUGUAGAGAUCAAAUGAAAAAAGCUAAUCAUAGCAAAUAAACCAGACAAAAUGUGUCUCACAGAUUAGAUUUAUUGUGUUAUAAGCGACAAAUAA